AUGGCAGAGUCAGGCUCAAACUCGGCUCAUCAGCAACCACCUGCAGCAUCGGCCUCCGAUCCCCCACCUCCCCCGGAGUCGCAAAUCCCCGGACCUCGCGCAUCACGUCUGAUUCAAGUUUUUGACCAGGCUCUGGCGCGCACCCUUCGUGCGAACUCAUAUUCCAAUUUUGCUAGCUGCUUCCCCACGCCUGCCCGACAUGUUCCCGCUAGCCUAGAAAGUGUGUGGAGACAGUUGAAUGCAAAACUGGAGGAGGGUGCUAAGGCGGAAUUUGAAGAGAUCAUUGCGGAACGGGAGGCAGUGAAGCAUAUUAAUGGAUUGGAUCGGUUAAUCGCAGAGGCGAGGAUCAGGAAGGAAAAUGAGGGGGAGAGCAGGGAGGGGUCACGAUCAGGCAAUGCGCCUCACACUCUUGGAGCUGAAGACCUCUACAAGGCGCAUCUGACGCCCUAUCUCCAGGAAGCGCAGUCUACCCUGAAAGAUAAACUCGAGUCCACACAUGCUCAAAACGCAGAGCUGUCGCAAAUCGUGCAGGCGCAGAGACUGGAAAUUGAGAAGCUAUUGUCACAUCUUGAAUCGGUUGUUACGGACGUGGAAGGUGCUGCGUUGGCAACUACGCAGUUCACUCAGGAGCACCAUAUUCGCCAAGAUGCGGUUCAGAUGGACGAGGAAAUUAACCGUCAACCAAGCAUCUAA
Penicillium odoratum is the source of this 693-nucleotide messenger RNA. RefSeq names its product PMF1/NNF1 family protein. The record is from RefSeq and is a predicted model, not a curated record. Gene Ontology annotation, biological process: chromosome segregation. NCBI's taxonomy places the organism in Eukaryota, Fungi, Ascomycota, Eurotiomycetes, Eurotiales, Aspergillaceae. Bases 1 to 693 code for a protein of 230 amino acids. Gene Ontology annotation, cellular component: MIS12/MIND type complex. The transcript has 2 exons.